Corvus hawaiiensis (hawaiian crow) is the source of this 6462-nucleotide messenger RNA. RefSeq names its product general transcription factor IIH subunit 1 (gene GTF2H1). Gene Ontology annotation, cellular component: transcription factor TFIIH holo complex; transcription factor TFIIH core complex. Bases 2124 to 3812 code for a protein of 562 amino acids. The transcript has 15 exons. Gene Ontology annotation, biological process: nucleotide-excision repair; transcription by RNA polymerase II; transcription by RNA polymerase I. Lineage: Eukaryota; Metazoa; Chordata; Aves; Passeriformes; Corvidae. The record is from RefSeq and is a predicted model, not a curated record.
CCUCGCGGAGCGUGGGUGAUGCGGAUCGGGGGAAGGCCGGGCUGGCCCCUGAGGGCCGUGGAUCCCCCCCGCCGUGCCCGGGACAAGCGACACUGCUGCCAUCUCUCCAUCUAGCCGAGCUGUGACCCGCUGACAGAGCUCUGCCACCCGUCGGGGUGCUGCUUUGCCCGCUCCCGGACCUGGCAGCGUCCCUGUACCGCUGCGGGUCAGGCUGGGCCAUUGGCACAGAUAUAUCAUGAUUCUGCUGUUGCCCGCAGGGAGCGGAAGCCUAGCAGCAGCAAGGCCUGCAUUGAUCUGUCAGAGCUCGCCUGCCAGCCCGUGCCCACCCUGGCCAAGUCAGGUUUAUUAAAACGUGUAAAUGUUUCCUUUAUUUCUGCUCAGAACUCGACAAAACCAUAUGGGAAGAGACUGGAAUGAAAUGCUGAUAAUGGAGAGUGUUCAGAACAGGUGUUAUAAGGAACAGAGAUGAGAGGUACCUCGUCUUAAAAGUGGUCAGGAAGAUUCACGGCAAUGGAGGAAGGAUAGCUGUUGGAUUUGAUGGUAUUUCCAGAAGCUGUGUUUGCUCCCACAGAGCUGGGAAGGGAGGGCUUAUAAGUGGAUAAGCACACAGAACAUUUCUUUUGGUCUAUGCCAGCACUGAAGCUUCCUGAUAGACCUUGCCCAUUGUAAACUGCAGCUGAAAUUAACAUCCCCAAGACAGGCUUGAUGACAAGUUGUACCUCAUGGUUAGGGCUUCUGGUUGAUCCAAGUGCUUUUAGAACUGUUGACCAAACUCUGCUGAUGAGGAAUUUAAAAUAAACUGUCUGAUCUUCCUAUUCUGGAAGAUACUUGAACCAGCAGCUGAAGAACUCUAAUGCUGCAGCAGAUUAAAAUUAUCACUUGAAGCUGCAAAAUUACAGCAUUUCUCUGUGUGCAUGCGACAGUUCUUGCCCCCUGGAGCAGCAGUGUCAUCAUCCACAGUACUGAUUCCUGGAAACUUCAGUUGUGAAACGUAGAGGUUAUGAGAUUUGGGCAGGCACAAGUAGAUCAUUGAUGGCUCUCACUCUGCUGCAUAGUAAACCUUACAUGUCCAAAAAAACAAAAAAAAGGAACCUGAGCUGUGUACUGUGUGUGCUUUGCUUAGCAAGGAUGUAGCCUUCCCUGUAGGAGACAGGGGAAGGGAAUCCUCAAGCAAGAUUGCUAUUUUAGAAUUUUUCCUGUACUUAUUGUUACAAGAAGCCAUUUUGUUUCCAUUAGUGACAGACGGUAACCUUCCUAAAUCCCUAUUAAGAGGUUUUUUUUAUUCUUUCUGAUGUACUGUUCAAAAUACAGCUCAGGGUUUUCUCCAUUUUGGGUAAUGCUUACUGUGCUUGUGAGUUGUAUCAUCCCACUGCCACCAUAAAUUACUGCAGGAAAAAGGAAGCACAGCAGUGACAGAAAGAAGAACAGCAUGAGCCAGUGUGCUCACCCUCCCAGAAGGUGGAAUGAGCCACUUGUGGGAUAAUUGUGCUCUCACAGAUUGCACACUGCAGGGUACUAGAACGGCUCUAAAGGAGAAGUUAGUAGCUGCUGAUUCUUUGCUUCUGUAGUUGAAAGACUGGGUGUAGGUAGGUGAAAUGGCGUGGUAGAAAAGCAGAGCAACUGGCAUCAGAAUGAGCCUGACUGUGGAAAUGCUUUCCUUUUUCUUCCUGUUCUGUACAAGUUUAAUAAUGCCUUUGCAUUCUGUGGCUUUGGCUCCACUGCAUUGGCUAAUAAUGACCUUAAAGGACUAUAAAGUAACAAAGGGAGAAAAACAUCAAAAUCCCUAGUCUUGCACAUGGUGAGGUUUCCAGUCUCUGAGAGUCUGUGGCCAGCUGCCUUUUUCCAGUAAGGAUAAGGUGCUGAUGAGACUGCAGACCUGCAACAGGAAACUACAUAAAAUGGUUGUGUGAAUAGCACUGAACAGGAAUAAUGCUGCUGGGAGACUGUAAUGGAUUAUGCUAGGGAACAGUCCUGAAAUCAUGCCAUGCAGUUUUCUUUGAGAAAGAAGUAUUACCAAGGAUGCUCUGAAUGUGGCACAGCAUGUUCUAGUGACUGCUGCAGUGGUGCUGAUGUGAAACACCACAUUCAGCUCAGCAUGACUGAACUCUUUGGCAAAGCUUCGGAUGGCUGGAAUGGUGAAGGAGCAAAGCCUCAUUGUAGCCACAAUGGCAACGUCAUCUGAAGAAGUGUUGCUGAUAGUGAAGAAGGUGCGUCAGAAGAAGCAGGAUGGAGCUCUGUACCUGAUGGCUGAACGCAUUGCGUGGGCACCCGAGGGCAAGGACCGCUUCACUGUCAGCCACAUGUAUGCAGACAUCAAAUGCCAGAAAAUCAGUCCAGAAGGUAAAGCUAAAAUUCAGCUGCAGCUGGUAUUGCAUGCAGGGGACACAACCAACUUCCACUUCUCCAAUGAAAGCACAGCAGUCAAGGAGCGAGAUGCGGUCAAGGAUCUUCUUCAACAACUGUUGCCCAAGUUCAAAAGGAAAGCUAAUAAAGAACUUGAGGAGAAGAACAGAAUGCUGCAAGAAGAUCCUGUUUUGUUUCAGCUCUAUAAAGACCUUGUUGUGAGCCAAGUAAUCAGUGCUGAAGAAUUCUGGGCCAACCGUUUAAGCCUGAAUGCAGGGGAUAAUUCUGCAGCACCUAGUAAGCAGGAUGUGGGCAUCUCUGCAGCAUUCCUGGCUGAUGUACGGCCUCAGACAGACGGCUGCAACGGGCUGAGGUACAACUUGACUUCGGAUAUUAUUGAAUCCAUAUUUCGGACAUACCCUGCAGUAAAAAUGAAAUAUGCAGAGAAUGUUCCACAUAACAUGACCGAGAGGGAAUUCUGGACACGAUUUUUUCAGUCUCAUUAUUUUCAUCGGGAUAGGCUCAACACAGGCUCAAAAGACCUCUUUGCAGAAUGUGCCAAACUGGAUGAGAAAGGGUUAAAAGCAAUGGUGUCUCAAGGAGUGAAAAACCCCCUGAUAGAUUUAACAGCUUUGGAAGAUAAAACAUUAGAUGAAGGCUAUGGCGUUGCUUCUGUGGCCUCUACAUCAAAUGCCUCAAAGUCUGCUAGAGAAAGUAGCAAUGCUGCCAUCAUAAAACGCUUUAAUCAUCACAGUGCCAUGGUCCUUGCAGCUGGCCUCAGGAAACAAGAAGCACAAAAUGACCAUUACAGUGAGACCAGCAGUACGGACGGAAACUCCAGGGAUUCAGAUUUCUUUCAGCCACCACUGAAAAAGGUAAAACUGCAGGAGGCCAUUGAAUAUGAAGAUUUAUCAAAGAAUAAUAGCGUUAAAACUAUUGCACUAAACUUAAAGAAGUCUGAUAGGUAUUACCAUGGUCCUACUCCAAUUCAAUCACAGCAAUAUGCAACCAGUCAGGAUAUAAUUAAUUCAUUUCAUAGUAUUAGACAAGAAAUGGAAGCAUAUGUACCCAAACUAACUCAGGUUCUUUCAAGUGGUGAUGCUGCCAGCACUAUUGCAGUCCUGUCACCUGGAGGAGCACUUAUGCAGGGUGGAACACAGCAAGCCAUAAACCAGAUGGUGCCAAAUGACAUUCAGUCUGAACUAAAACACUUGUACGUGGCAGUAGGGGAACUGCUACGACACUUCUGGUCCUGCUUCCCUGUUAACACGCCAUUCCUAGAAGAAAAGGUUGUGAAAAUGAGGAGCAACUUGGAAAGAUUUCAAGUUACAAAGCUCUGCCCAUUCCAAGAAAAGAUUCGAAGACAAUAUUUAAGCACAAAUUUGAUAAGUCAUAUAGAAGAGAUGCUGCAGACGGCCUACAAUAAGUUCCACACGUGGCAGUCCCGGCGCAUGCUGAAGAAGACGUGAGGGCGCAUCCUGUACAGGUCUGAGAGCAAAGCCUGCAAUAGGGUAGGACUACAGCCUAGGUAUGUGCAGAUCUUAGAGUUGUUGCAGGAAGACCUGCAAGCUGUGGACUUCUGGAAACGAUGCUAACUGAACUUGCACAUUUUUGAAAAAGAACUGAGAUUAAACUUGAAAACUGGGGAGAAAAACAAGGAAGAACCAAAAUGGAAGAGCUGAGGCGCAAAAAUAUUUAAAAGACACUGUUUACUGCAGUUACUCAGGAACUGCUUUUGAUUUGCAUAAAGAGCUGCUUUCAGAAAUAAAACAUUUAAAGAGGGUGUAUUAAUAAAAUUUGUUUUUCUGUCUAAUUUUUUUUAAGAAGUGUAUGGCACAGGGUAGAUCUCAAAAGUUUUUCUUCACUGGAUUCUGACAUUUUCUUGAAUUCUGUUUGUACUUUCUGCAACAGUCUAACAGUGAUGUUUUAAAACAUAGCUGAGACUGUUUUUGCUUCAAACAUCUGGGAGAGUGUAGCUGUCAGAAGACAAGCUCCUGCCAUAUGUUUCCCCACCAAUUGGAAGCAAGAGACAUUGCACUGAAAGCUGUUCAUGGUCUACAGUUCCUAAAGGUACACAAGGGCAAACUUUUGCCUGAAGUCUUCAAUUUUUAUGCAAAAUUUUUUCAGCCAUCAGUUUUGCAUGUUUCCUUUUGAGUGCAAGUGUAUGCUACUGCAAUCUUUUUUUUUUUUUUUUUUAUGGUGGCAUUUGUUCUGAGGAGAGAAUGUGUUUUUAAAAAUGAAGUUAAAUAAAGGUUUAUACAAAAGAAGUCAUUUAUUUUCAAUUCUUAGGCAUUUUUUAUUUCUUCUCCUAAAUCUGUUUUCCUUCACUCGUCCCUUUUGACUAUUACACUCUUUUUGGCGAAUUGAUAAUCAUUGCAAAGAGAAAAAUGUGUUAUUUACACAGUGUCCAUAGCUAUUGGGAAUCUGUGCCAUACUUUGUUCUAAACAGAAUCAGUUCACGGUUUCAGAACAACUUGUCUUGUAUUAAAUGUGACUUAAAUGCAAAGUAACCCCCUUUUUUAAGAAUAUAUGCAGUUUAAUGACAACCUUGUAUUUUUUUUGUCACUUUGACUGGACAAAAGCCCAGUAUGGGCUACUGAACUUUUUUACUUCAGAUUAAAUGUGACUGUUAAAGAUGCAUCUACUACAAAGACAAAUCAGACUGACAAUAUGCAUUCAAAGCAAGCACAGCAGUGUUCAGUACAGCAGAAGAAAUUCCCCAAACCUGCAUGAUGGCUUAAUACUACAUUUUGGUAUGAUGCUAAAACAUAAUAGUAUGAUGUUGGGUUGAUAAUUCUUGAAACUUCCUACAGCAGAAAACUUGUAUUGGUGUAGCCAAGUGGGUGCUUGUUCUGCGCUGCUGCUCCGUUUAUGCAAGAGGGGUUUUUUCUUUACUGGUGCGUGGAAGUCAGCGGCUUCUUUUGACCCUUUUCUUUCAGAUUUUUGUAUUAUGCUAUAACAUUUUGGUAAAAGCUGAGUUUCAGUUAAGCAUCACUGUCUGCACCAAAGUCCUGUUCAGAAAUGUGUGCAUAUUGUUCAGCCUCAUUCCCUGUCUGCUGCUGCAGAUCCAUGCAUGAUCCCUGCUCUGCGCUGUCCGUGAGGUUCUGCUACAAGAAAUGACUGGGCUCAACCAGAGAUGCCCGUGUUCUUGACAGAGUGAACAUGUCACUGGGAAUAAACAGAUGUACUACAGCACUUGGGGGAUGAGGUGCACAUCUUGUCAGUAGUUACCUCUUGUGAGGACUAAACUUUCUCUAAAAUUUAGGCUUAGGGUGUGGCUUUAUGAAGCCAAAUCCCCUUGUAAGUGCAGGCAGCUCCCAGAACAAAAGGGUAAUUUUGUUCUCCCCCAACCCAAAGCAUUUGAUCUAGCAAUUCUGGGGCCAAAUUGCAACUGUUUCUUGAAUGCUAACACACCUUACAUCAUAUCAGAGGGCUAGGGUCAAGAAAAGAGAUCUGAUUUACAUUCUAACUGUGCCUGAAGCUAUGAACAACGCAUUUAAGUAUUAGACUGCACUGAGACUUAAUUUUAAAAAAUAGUAGGAGAGUUUUGAAUAUGGAACUAAUUCACCUUUAAUUGGAAUCAGUAUUUCAUGUUCCUGGAAAGACUGGGCAAAAUGGUUAACAUGGUGAAAAAGUGUCAGUGCAUCACAAGAACAUUUUACAGCUCCAAGGACUGAUGUUUAUAACGAUUUUGGGGAUGGUGUUGCAAUAGCUUUAAGUUAUUAUAAUGAUAUCAGGCUAUCAAAAUGUACAUUAAUGACCAGAACUAGGGGGGAAGAGGACUAUGAUAAUAAAUUCAACAGUUUUGCCUAGAGACUGUACAGGCAAGGCUGCUAUGCACUUCAUACUGCUUUUUCAGGUAUUGUGGCAAUAAGGCGCAGGCCCCUCCUCAAGUAAAGGGAGGUAAACUAAAUAUUCUUUCUACAUUGUGUUCCCCUUUUCUGUAGCAUGGUCCAAAACACAGAUUCAUUCCUUAAGUUUUGAAACUGAAUCAUCGUGCAUUAUAUUACUAUUGGAAUCUUUAUACUGACUUGUAUUUUUAAUGAGAAUUCAUAAAACUUGUAUCAUUGGCAUUGAUCUAAGAUUUGUAGAAUAAACCCUACUGAAUUCUGAAGUGAA